GCUGCGGGAAACGAUUCGUGCAGAGGUCCUACAGUUGGCAGAUUGUUUCUACCAUCCAGCCAGUUGAAUUUCCAAGGGCCCACGGAGCCAGUCCCUUCCUUCCUCUUACAAUUUUCUCGGUAUUCUCCCACCCUGCCACUGCCCUGCACCUUACUACUCCACCACUGCAACAUCCUCAGGAACCUGUUUUGGACAAGUUUGCUUGUUCUUCGCCCCUUCCACCUGACUGGAAUUGUGCGGAUUUUGUUCCACCGAGUUCAUAGAAAUCCGACGACACGAUGCCCAGGGCGGGAAUCAAGGAAGCGCAUCCCGCGGGGAUUUGGUCUGAUCUCUCGGUGGAUGGACCGAUCAUAGGGACUCUGGUUGUUAUAUUGGAUAAGGCUGUGGGUUUUUCUUCAAUCUCCUACUGCUCCCUAUCGCGAUACCGUUCUGGUUGACGGUUGCUGACUUUCGCAGAAAAAUCUCCCCAACAGGAAGAAAAUUGGCAAACAAGAUCCCUACGCUGUAGCCCGCCUCGGGAAGGAGGCACACCGAACAGAUGCGGAUGUUCGUGGAGGCCAAACACCUCGAUGGUAAGAUUCCAUCCUCGUCGAUGGGAGUGACGUGUUGAGCUAGCUUCUAACCUCCUCUAGGGAUAAGGAACUUCGUUUCCCAGUACGGAAUUCUCCGGAUUACAAGUCUCUGAAGAUCACUGUUUUUAAUGACGAUAAGAAAACUGAUCUUAUAGGCGAGACUACUCUUAAGUUGGAUAAGAUUUUGGUUAAGGGAGGCGGAACUAAUGAUGGUUGGAGAGGACUGAAAUGUAAGGAGAAGUACGCGGGGGAGAUCUUGGUUGAACUUACCUUUUGGGAUGAUAGGUUCAAGGGGACACCUCCAGCGGGAAAGAAAGGGUUGGAGCAGGGUUUGGGAGGAAGGGAUAAGGAACGGGAAAGGGAGAAGGAAGCUCCAAGAAAAGUUGGAGGUGCUAGGGAGAUGGUUGGUUCCGGGGAUAGAACCGUGAAGAGACGCCCUUUACCAGCGGAUCCUACGCGGUCUUCGAAGGAGGAUGUCAGCCAGCCGAUGCCUGUGCCAGAAAAGCGGAGCAGGCGGUGGAGGCAUUCCCAUCACCCCGGAUAUGAGAAUAGCCAGCCUCACAACCGCCAUUCAUAUUCCGAGCCCCAGCAUCUUCAAUAUCGGAAUCCUACAGGAUCGUCUAGGACCGUCGCUAUGGCACCUGAUCCUUUGCCGGUCGCUACGGGCAUUUAUGAUCCCUAUGGAGACAAUAACAUCUCUGGAGGGGACGUGUUUGGCAGAUUUGAAGAGGAUGAUCCUGAUGGGCAACCUCCCCCCCCACCUCCACCUGCCCAUCGAAGGCAUUAUGAUGCGUCGCCUGGCCAUCACUCGCCCAACCCCCCGCAUCCCCACCAACAAACCAUUCACAAGAGGCACAAAUCGCAACAUCAAUUGAAGCAUUAUCAGAGCGUCCCGGAUUGGCAAUACCAUCAACAGCAGCAAUCCCAAAGUCCAGAUCCUCGUGAGCGCGAGGUGCAUAGAAGCAACAGCUAUGACCCCCGGUUGCCGGCUCAGGAUCAAUACGGUGGUUCUUAUCCUGGACCUCAGACUCGUCACCGGGGGCAGGACGACUACGACCAGUACGUGUAUUCCCCAAAUACGGUUGCUUCAACAGCCCAUCUGCGACAGGAGCGUCAGCUUACCUACCGGGACGUGAGUCCUGGGCUCCCUUGCGGACCUUCUCCGGAGAGCUCUUUUGAGAACUUCGGGGGUGAGGACGAUGUUCCUCCUCCUCCUCCCCCACCCCACGGACACAGCCCUGCUCCAAUGCGUUUUGAUGAGCCGAAUUGGGGGAAUCACAAGCCGAAGACGAAGGAGGAGGAAGACCUUGGGCUCCCGAGCUAUGAACUCUCCACUCAACUCGCCCAUCGACGAUCACAUAGUAAUAUGAACACUCGUGCUCUGGAGGUGCAAAGGACUUCUGCUGGAGUUGAGCCGCCGUCCACUCGGAAUGGAAUGCCGAUUCCUCCCAGUCUCGUGCCUGGCAUUGACCCACUUGUUGCGGAGCAAAUGGCUGGAAGAAUUGAGGCUGAGAGGAGAUUGAGCUUUGUGGACACGUCUAAUGGGCUACUACAAAUAGAGGGUCCUCCUCCGUCCCACUCGCAGGUGAUGCAGCAUAGAUCUAGCCAGAACUAUCACAGGCCUCAGGUCGAAGAAGUUCAGGAUGUGCAGCUCUAUCAACCCCAGUUGCUUCCCGAAGAUCAAGUGGUGGGGCGGCCGGUAACGGUGAGAAAGGGUCGCGAGAAGAGGUCCGCACCUAUAGUCAAGCCUAUGCCCAUUCAUGGAGAGCGGGAUGAUGUGGUGCCUGCAGUUGGAGCGACUGCAAGCUCGGUCAGGCGAAACUCUACCCUGGUUAUGGUUGCGCCCGAGCGGAAGCCUGUUCCUCCUGCCGAACCAGUAUUCGAGGGACUUCCUUUUUCGCCUGAUUCCUUCGACCUGAUCAAUCCGGGCCCCAACGCCUCCCUAGAGGCUGCUAUCAACGGCCCAGGUCCCACCUAUAGCACUCCUCAGGAAGCGGAAGAGACCGCUAGAAGAUGGAAUGCAGAAUCCAAGAGAGGGAAGCUGCCGAGUAAGAUGAUUGUUCCUGGGAUUAACAGGGUUCUGGAUGCUACCGACGUUCUACCACCCGAGAGCUUUGCCCCUGAACCCGAGAGGCGAGGAGGUAGAAGCCCUCGCCCGCCCCCACCUGUCCCAGCUGAGUAUCGUCGCCAUAGCACGGGAAGACAGAGGAGUCCGAGUCCUCGGCCACCAAGGAGGGGAGAAAGGCUAGCUCUUACCGGCCCUGUACCCCCACCGCUUCCUAAGAAGGUUAGUAUCCGGGAUCCUUCUCCUCAACCUGUCCGGAGUGGAAAGGAGCGGGAGAGGGCCAAAUACCAGAAGAGGCUUAGGAAUUCCCAGAGUAUGGCCAUCCUCCCUAACAAUAGUCGGAACCACGGUAGCUCCCGUGACAGGAAUUCAAUCGGGCCUGGCGCAAUGGUCAUGUAUAACCCGGAGAGCGAAAGGGAGCGCCAGAUGGAGAGGGAUAGGGACUCCCGAGCUCUUGUCCCGGCCAAGGGUAAUGACAGGUAUGGCUACAAUUCGGACCAGCCAAGAGGAGGUAGAUCCCAACAGCGUCAGCAAGCCCCGCCUCUUCCAGCAAAAGCCCCAAUCGACACAUCUAGAAUGAGUAGGGAAGACUAUCUCCUGAGCCAGGAAAUGAGCCUGAUCAGCAUCGGGCCCACCAGUGGAGGACGCACCCGCAGGGGAAGAUAUUAAGGAAGGCUUACGACUGCCAUCAUAUCUCACAAUUCACGAAACAAAGAACUAGGAAAAUCGUCGUUGAAAUACGCGAAUUACUACUUUAUUUUUUUAUUUUAUUUUAUAUUUAUUUUUGCUUUCGGAGUGAUUUACUUUGCUCAUUUGAAUUUUCUCUUCAUGUAUCAGUACUUAACUGUCGUUUGAGCCCAGAAUAGCGUCUAGCCAUCAUAUUUCGUGGACGGAUUUCUUCUUGGCCGGCUGAGUCGAGGCGCCAGUUUGGCAGGGGCUUUCAUGUUUUAUUCGACAUUUAUGCGAAGGAACUUGAGAGGGGAACAGCUUGACAGCGCGAGCUUGCCUGUGACUCUGGGAAUAUCUGGGUAUGGGGAUAACUUACGUGUAGCCUGAAUCUCGGAGAGUACCAGUAGAUACUAGGUGUUUGUUGAGUAGCAUUGGCAUCCUGCUUGUCUGAGAUUGAUCAUGAUAAGCGCAGUAUGACCUACCAUAGCGCAUUGUCCCCGCAGCCACGUAUCAUAGCACGGGAGUCACCCCGCAAUGUACUUGUAGUGCUUACGGUGCGAGUUGGUUGGUUGGUUUGAAUAGUGAGCGCCAUGUUUGACUUAUUGUAAGGAAGAAUUGUGGGGUGCUUUCCCUUUCAUAUACG
Messenger RNA from Tuber aestivum (summer truffle), 3949 nucleotides. Lineage: Eukaryota; Fungi; Ascomycota; Pezizomycetes; Pezizales; Tuberaceae. The record is from the annotation of a GenBank genome assembly.